UCAAGUUCAGCAAGAAGUUUAGAUUUGUCAUUAUUAUUUACUAUUUCUACUUAACUAUUGCUAUUUCCAAAUUAAUACGACGAAAACAAGAAAUAAUCAUGAACUGCUUCGAGAACGUGACUGUGCCGAAUUGCGUGUGGUUUGAAGGAGGAGAAAGGCGCAAUAUUUUUGCGUCGAUGGUUGCAGGUUUUCUGUUCUUUACAGGAUGGUGGUUUAUAAUUGACUCAGCAUCUAAGUACCCGAGUGAUCUACCAAAUGCAGCACAUGUCUGCGGAGUGAUGGCUACCAUAUCUUUGGUCAUGAUUAACUCUGUUUCAAAUGCACAGGUGCGAGGAGAGACAUACACCGGGGGCUGUAUGGGGCCGCGCGGCGCCAGGCUCUGGCUUUUCAUGGGCUUCGUUGUGGGCUUCGCAUCACUCAUCGCCGCCUGCUGGAUACUGUUUGCCAAUUAUGUUAACUCUGGUAAAACAGGCUCAGAUACGACUAAAAACACCUGGGCCGGGGUGAGCCUGUUCCUCCAAAACGCGUUCAUCUUCGCCGGCUCGCUGGUCUUCAAGUUCGGCCGCGCCGAGGACCUGUGGGGCUAAACCUAGCAAGUAACCAUGAUAUCUUAAGUCCGCUAAUAAGUAUGUGUGCCUUUAGAAUAUGAAUACCGUAAAAUGGGGUGACACGCAAUGACUUUGACCAUUUUUCAAAGAUAUGUAAAAAUACCUUUUAUAUCUACUAUUUUGUAGCCCAGAUUAAUAUUUAUAUAUAUAAAAAUAAAACAUCGAAACAUCAUAGCUAACUUACUUUAGCAAUUACCGGCGACGCUCUCAUAUCACCUCUGGAGGCCCCUUUAUAGGCUAUGGUGACCUUUCUAUCAGGCGGGUUGUAUGCCAUGAUUUUAACUACUGUCGUUACAAGGAUCAAGCUAAGGGCCUAAAUGUAUCUACAACUUGUUAAAACUCUGUCAAAAUCUUUCCUCAGGUCACCCUAUUCUAUGCUACAAAGUUAUGGUUAUGUUGGCUUCAAAUUGAUAUUUACUUAUAGCGAAUUGCCUGAAGGCAAAGAAAUCUACAAGUCUUGAUUUUUAGAAAAUUAAAUGUAUUUGUGUUUUUAUAUUCAGUCUGGUUCGACAGACCCUGUAUCUCUUGCAUUUACUGCUAACUAAACAAAAAAGGUCACAAACUAUUAUAUACAUAUUGCAAUCAAAUUAUUAUUCGUGUUUAUAAUAAUAAUAAAAAUAUAUACAACUUUUAAAAUCCGAUAUAAAACAGUUGUGAUUAAGUAUUAAUUGGUUAAAAUCGCCAAACAUGUUUCUAGUCGAACCAAAUUCAAGUGAGUAGAUAAAUAACAUUCAAGAUACUUUCAUAAUGGAUACAUUUGUAAUUAUUCUGUUUUAACAUGUCCUAAAUAACUAUUGUGACUAGUUAAUAAUGUAUGUAAUACAGUCGUGGCUUGAUAUGAUAAUCAGGUACCAGGUACGUACAAGAUUUUUUCACAUUCUGCCUAAUACUAUACGUACUAUGUAUGUUUUAAAUGGGAAAUACAUUUUGUUCGUUAUUAUCAACCCAAGGCUGUACGUUAGAUAGUUAUAGUGCAAUUUAUACGUAGGAAGCAAAUAGUUAUUUAUGAAUUGACUUCUACCGUAGAAAAUAUGUAAAUACGGAAGUACGGCCAGUGGGGAGACAGAGACACUCCUCCUUUCGGGCAAACUCGGCUCCGUUCGGCUCAGCAUCGCUCUGAGCAAUUAUUAGGGUUGACACCAUUUGACGUCCUUAUGCGUGCACGACCACAGAUAAGAUAAUCACUUGAAUUUUGACAACCCUAAAUAGCCGAACCGUGGUGACCAGGGUGUCAUACAUCAGCUUAUAAAUUUGAAGCACGAUUUGUUCUUAGAUAUCAUUCUACAAUCAAUUGGUAGGAAGAAACAUUUUCUUGGUCAACAUGAUUUAAUAACUAACAAACACGUUAAUUUUUCAGUUUGAAGUCUGUUCGGAAAGAGAAGAGUCGUGGAAUGUAUUAGGCCCUAUACAUUCCACCACUCUUCUCUUUCCGCACAAACUCUAUAAAAUUAAAAUCCAACUGUCAACCGAGGAUCUUAUCUAUUUUGUUUUAAGUUAAACUCGUGGAGAGUCUAAAAUUAGGUUUACAUUAUGAUAUGAAACGUUUGCUAAGCAUGUAAAUUCGCUGCUUCUCUGAUUGUAUAGAACAAGCGAACAUUAAAGACAUACAGCAUAAUGCAUGUAACAAAAAUUGAGUCGGAAGUUGCACGCCAAUGCUUGAUGUUUUGUCUCUGCAGAGUGAUUCUAUUGAAAUUAAGUUAGGCAUUAAGGUAUAUUGCAUUGAAUGGAAGUAGCUGUCAAGUAAUUUUCAAGAGACUCGUUCUAAAAUAGGGACAGCUAAUGCUGACGUGACGUCAGGUCAUAUGUAUUUUAUGCCUCAAGCAUGACCGCCCAGGUAUAAUCUUUUUAACUGACUUCCUUUUAUUUAAGGUUUAAGAAAUCCACGGACCUACUAUGGAGGAGCAACUAGAAUGCAAAAAGUUCAUGGGCUAUAAAAUGUUGUUGUCUGGUUUCUGACCCCUGUUUGUGUAAUCUAUUGUUUCAAUAUUCUAGAAAACAAUAAAUAAUAGGUACAGUCACCUGCAAUAAUGUUACACAAGGAAGGCAGCAAAAAUAUCCGACACGAUCUUUUGUGUAGGGCCACAAGAGCGUGUCACAUAUUUUGCGGCCUUCGAAGAGUAACAUAUUUAUGCAGAUGACUGUAUCAUCUUAUCUCUUUGUAAUUAAUAUUCAGUAUUAAAAGAAAAACACAUCUAACAGAAAAAACUCCACCUCGUCACAGUUUUUUGGAACAGAAAACAUGUCAAAGCGUAUAAUGUUGAACCCGAUAGAGCAACAGAUGUUUAAUAUUUCAACUAAAAAAAGUAUACCUACUUACCGAACUUGUUAAACGUAUUUAUAUUGUAUCGGGUUUUGUUUAAAUUGAAAUAUUUUAUGUUAAAUAUGCUUAAGUCGAUAUAAGAACUCACCUGUGAGUGAAUCU
Cydia splendana is the source of this 3030-nucleotide messenger RNA. RefSeq names its product transmembrane protein 50A. Gene Ontology annotation, biological process: protein targeting to vacuole; late endosome to vacuole transport via multivesicular body sorting pathway. Lineage: Eukaryota; Metazoa; Arthropoda; Insecta; Lepidoptera; Tortricidae. The coding region runs from base 99 to 587 and encodes 162 amino acids. The record is from RefSeq and is a predicted model, not a curated record. The transcript is spliced from 4 exons.